Molecule: messenger RNA, 2545 nt
Organism: Cavia porcellus (domestic guinea pig)
Lineage: Eukaryota; Metazoa; Chordata; Mammalia; Rodentia; Caviidae
Gene: Entrep1
Product: endosomal transmembrane epsin interactor 1
Exons: 11
Coding region: 83-1903 (606 amino acids)
Cellular component (GO): membrane
Source: RefSeq, a predicted model, not a curated record
GCGUGGCGCCCUCCGCCGCGCCUCCCUGCGCCGCGCGUCUCCUCCCGGCCGCCGCCGCCGGCCGCUACCUUCCCCGCCGUCCAUGUCUCUGCCCGUGGUGCUCCCGGGCUCCUGCUGCCCCGUGGCGGGGCUUUCCGGGGGGCCGCAGGUCGGGGGCCCGAGCGCCUCCGCUGCGGCCGCCCAAGAGCCGCCGCUGCCCCCGCUGCGGCCACGCUGGCCCCGCGGCGCGCUGCAGCCCCCGGCCCGGCCUCGCUGCGCGGCCCCCGCCGCCGCCCCCGGGGUGCUGGGCGCGCCGCCCGCGCUCUCUGCCCGCCGGGCUGCAGCCGCCGCUGCCGCGGCCCCGGGCUCCGCGCUGCUGCCCGCCCGCCCGCUGCUGUCGCUCGGGCUGUUGCAGCUGAUCCUCGGCUGCUGCAUGGUGGCGCUCAGCUUCGGGGCGCUGUCGCUGAGCAGCUCUCCGCAGGUGAAGAACUCCUGUCCGUUCUGGGCCGGCUCCUCGGUGAUACUCUCUGGAAUCAUAGGAUUAACAACUUGGAAAAGGCCCAUGAUACUGCUGGUCAACCUCUUUGUGCUGCUCUCUGUGGUUUGCGUCCUCCUGAAUCUCGCAGGGUUCAUCCUGGGCUGCCAGGGGGCCCAGUUUGUGUCCAGUGUGCCCCGGUGUGACCUGGUGGACUUAGGUGAAGGCAAGAUUUGCUUCUGUUGUGAAGAAUUUCAACCUGCCAAAUGCACAGACAAAGAAAAUGCCUUGAAACUCUUUCCCGUUCAGCCUUGUAGUGCUGUUCACCUUCUCCUUAAGAAAGUCCUCUUCGCCCUGUGUGCCUUGAAUGCCCUGACCACCACUGUCUGCCUGGUGGCUGCCGCCCUUCGCUACCUCCAGAUAUUCACCACCCGCAGGUCGUGCAUCGAUGAAUCCCAGAUCUCUGUGGAAGAAGUGGAGGACCAUGGACGCAUCCCAGACCCUGAGGACUUCAUACCACCGGUGCCUCCCCCGUCCUACUUCGCCACGUUUUACUCGUGCACGCCCCGGAUGAGCCGCAGGAUGGUUGGUCCUGAUGUGAUUCCACUGCCACAUAUUUAUGGCGCUCGGAUCAAAGGAGUAGAAGUGUUCUGUCCGCUGGACCCGCCGCCUCCGUAUGAAGCUGUAGUGAGCCAGGUGGAUCAGGAGCAGGGGUCUUCAUGCCAAGUGCCAGAGGUAUCAGAAGCUGCUGCUAGCCCCUUGGAGCCAGUUUGUAUGCAAGUGACUCAAGGUGGGGACAUUCCUAACACACCUGGAGAAGAAAGCACCUCCAUACCAACUCCCAGCUUAAACCCAGCGCAUCCCCCUGGAGCCCGGAGAGUGCUCCCACCUCUAAGGACAAGAUCGAAGAGUGACCCUGUGCUCCACCAUUCCGAGGAAAGAGCCACCCCAGUGCUCAGCUGUGAAGCUGCCACGCAGACCGAAAGGAGGCUGGACCUGGCUGCCGUGACCCUGAGGCGGGGGUUGAGACCGAGAGCCUCGCGAUGCCGGCCCCGGUCUUUGAUAGAUUAUAGAUCUUACAUAGACACCAAGCUGCUGGUGGCCAGGUUCCUGGAGCAGUCCUCCUGCAGCAUGGCCCCUGACAUCCACGAACUUGUGGAGAACAUUAAGUCUGUUCUGAAAUCCGAUGAGGAGCACAUGGAGGAAGCCAUCACCAGUGCCAGUUUCCUUGAACAGGUAAUGGCUCCAUCGCAGCCUGGCUUUUCCCAGACCCCCGUGCCGCCCUCGCCCUCGAGAAUCCAGCCUGGCCUGCUGCACCUGCGUAGCUGCGGGGACCUGAGCACCUUUGCCUUGCCCAUGGGGAGGCCCAGGACCAGCAGGAGGCCCCGGCGAGCCGAGGCUGAGCGACCACACAGCCUCAUUGGUGUCAUCCGAGAGACAGUCCUGUGAACCAGAGCAGAUGAAGCCACUCCAAGGACAAAGAUGCCCCCUUCCCUGCUGAUUAUGGGCUGGGAGCUAGGGUCACCCUCUGGGAGCCCCUUAAAAAUAGGGGCAGUCUGAAGCCCGUCUGUUCCUACUCUGGUUCCCCUUUUGUGUACAGAGGGACUCGAGAGUGAACCAGCAGGUUCUCCCAGGCAUCUUGGCUUCUGGAUGCACUGGGCUGGAGGUGAAGACAGCGAGUGAACUCUGUUCCUCUCAGCAUUUUCACGGCAUUCCUGAGGGUCAUGUGCCUCGGUGUGGGCAAAACUGGGCCAGUGGCUCUGUGCUCACCUCGCCUCUCCGUCUCUCCUCAUCUCCAGGUUCUUUCCCUCUCGGAAGGACAGAGCACGGGGCUGCUAUUUAUAGACGCCCCAGGCCUCUCACUGCUCAGCGAGAGGGGAUCUGGCAGGAGAUGUGAUGAUCAAUCCUCAGGCCUCGUUUUAGGUUCCCCUCCAAUCACACUCUUUAGGAAAAGAAGGAAAUUUUUUUCAGUGUCAACUUUUAAUGAAGGACAUUUAGGGAGAGGGUUAUUGUUAAUUCCAUGUAUUUGUGCUUGCAGAACUAGAACACGUAAGGCAGAUGGAGAAUAAAAGUGUUUCCUUUGACCUCUGG